UCUCCCUGCGCCCGCUCGGCGCCGCACCCUCUGUGAACGCGGUGUGGAAACCGGAGCGUUGGCCCAGCGAAGGGGACUUCUUAAUCCUCCAGGGCGUCGCCUACGGCCGGUACCUCGCUGUCUCGGACAAGGACGCGCCGCCCGGCCACCGCGGCGUCCGCGCCGUCCAGCGCGACUACAACUCGCCGCACGCGGAGGCUCCCUUCUUGUGGACGGCCUUUAGGGUGGAUGCCGACCAGAACUACGUCCGCUUGCACAACCACCAGCGCUGGCUCCGCGCCAACGGCAGGCAUCGCUACUGGAACAAACGUCGUCACCAUCGAUACCAGGAACGCCAGCCUGACCACGAUGAUGCAGUGGAGGGUCGAGGAAAUCCCAGUGAGCCCGGAGCCGCUACCCCUUCCGCCUCCACCUCAACAACCUACGAUUCAUGUAAGCCGUGGCCUAUUCAAGCGGCGGGCUAAGGUGCAUCCAUCGGGCCGGAUGAUCCAGCACGUGCGGAUGGACGAUGAUGGGUUUAUUCUUGACAACUGGCCUGAUUUCAACUUCGACGACUACUCCGUCUCCAACCUGAGGGCCGAGGUGGCGCUCCGUCAGGAUGACGAGAACAUCACGUUGUGCCUGCGGGCCGGCAAGCAUGCGCUCUUAAUCCCUCUUAUCACAGACCUGCCUCAUAACACAGAUCCCCUGGACAUCAUCGUGAUGCCCACCGGAUCACCAGGUUUAGAUGCGAUAGAGUACCCACAGUUUGAUGCGCCAGAACCGUAGAGGAGUACGGGAGUAGAGCUUCUAACAACUUUGGCACUUUGCAAUUCAUCUUUGGGAAGCAGAGAGCCUUUAAGCAUCGACGCCCCUAAUAAUCUGAUAUAUACAGUGACAUGAGAAUUGAUUGUUAUCUUUUGUUAAGAUAGUUUCAGCAAUUUUUUUCUGUAAUGGUGGUUAGAUUUGAUGCGAUCCACUGACCGGAUGCGGUUUGAGAUGACAUUUCAGUUUCAGAAACUUAAAAAAA
Messenger RNA from Zea mays, 1009 nucleotides. RefSeq lists its product as uncharacterized. NCBI's taxonomy places the organism in Eukaryota, Viridiplantae, Streptophyta, Magnoliopsida, Poales, Poaceae. The record is from RefSeq and is a predicted model, not a curated record. Bases 229 to 768 code for a protein of 179 amino acids. The transcript has 3 exons.